ACGAUCAUUAGGAAGUAGGAAGUGGGACAGUGCUUAUGUUGUAUUGUUUUAUUUAGAUAUCAGUUGGUGUGCAUACAUUUAAAGUAGCAUAAUAAGAAAGAAAGAAAAUAACUUGGUCGACGAUUUCGUUUUUAAAAGUGACAAAAUAUUGGAUGUAUUUAUUAAACGUGCAAACCGUGGUUUUUUAAAUCGAAAGUAGAACACGGUUUAAACACAAUUUCACAAUGGCUUCUAGAAUAUUUCGGGAUUCAAACAAAGACAAUGCAGGCGACUUUAUUGGAGAAAGUACUGUGACACAAUCAUGUAAGCCUUGUAUGAAAACCAACGUAUCAAACACUGCUACGGUUUUCUGCAAGGAUUGUGAUGAAUUCUUGUGUGAUACUUGCAAAAAUCCACAUACUGUGUAUAAACCAGGUCAGCAUAACAUUGUCAAUGUGCAGGACACUAAAUCUGCGCCCGUUAUAAUCGACAUGAAAGGAAUGGACAAGUGUCACGAGCAUGGACGAGACAUAGAGUUUUUUUGCCAGGAUCAUUCUUCACUGUGUUGCAGUUCAUGCGUUCUCAUUCACAGGAAAUGUGACCAAGUGGAUGAAAUAGCCAAAGUAUCAAGACAAACACGAACUGAGCUUCAAGCAUUAAAACAAUCGUUAAUAAAAUUGCAAUCCGAGGCUGAGUCUAUUCGAGCGGAUUUUGAGCAGUCGGAAACUGGUUUAAAUGAGUCUAUUGCAAAGAUAUCUUCAGAAGUGGAUAAAAUGAGAGAUCGUAUCAUACAACUAUUUGAAGACGCAAAGCAGAAAUUUAUUGCUGAGGCAAACAAAUUUAAAACUGCGGAACUUAAGCGAAUUAUGAAUGCACGUGAUGCCUCGUCCAAAGUUAAAGACGAAAUAAGUGAAAUCUUGUCGAUGUAUUGUAUCGUUUUAGAACGCGGAACAUCCAGUCAACAAUAUAUUUAUUCGGAACGCAUUAAGGAGAGACGUAAAACAAUGGAAUCAAACGCACAUGACCAAAGAAAGGUUAAAGUUGCAUCCAAAGUUACAGUGUCUUUUUCAAAAGAGCUGACUUCAUUCCUUGAGGUGGGGAGCAAUUUCAUACAACUGAAUUAUGAUGGCAAGCAGACAGUGAAGACCAGUCCCAUUAGCUUAUCAUCCCAACCAAGGCCAGUCACCCUGGAGCUGCUCGUAUCCGUGGAUCUACCAAAGACUGGAGAUGAUGAGAAGAAGCCUCUCCUCAUUGGACUGGACUUCCUGCCGGACGGGAGACUGGUAGCCGUGGAUAACAGGAACAUGAAAUGUAUCAUACUGAAUGAGCGACUACAGAGACUUGGAACACCGUACACGUUCACGGGUAACCCAUAUUGCGUAGUAUGUGUGUCUCAUGAUACACUGUGUGUAACGUUUAACGGAGUAGUAUACCUCCUGUCUGUGAGUACAGACAAUACCAUCACACUGACCAGGGAGAUCAAUACAACAUCCACGUUCUACUCUAUAUGCUGCAUGUCUCCAUCUAACAUGGUCGUGAGUACGUACGAUGAUCCCCGUCCAGUUAGAAUGAUAUCAGUGGACGGGGUUGAGACAGACUUUGAUCACAUCCUGACGUUUCCAAAGAAGACUUACAAAGUAGAUGAGAGUGCGUGCACGUAUGUCCAGUCUAAGAACACGUUAGUACUGACUGACAGGUUCGCUCAUACGGUAUACAUGCACGACACCUUGAAAGGCACGUCUAGAGCAGUCACUAAUACGAACAUACAGGAGCCUCGUGGUGCCUGUGUAGGGCCUGGUGACACGGUGCUGGUGUGUAGUACGAUUAAGCACUCCAUCGUGCACCUGAGUGUUGAUGGAAACAUUAUCGGUACCUACCCAGUGGAUAUGUUGUGCCCACACAGCAUAGGUUUGUCUAAGAACGGCACUAGGUUGGCGUUGUCUAACAGUGCUAAGGGCACCAAGAAACUUCAGUUGUAUAAGAUAUCACCGGCGUUAGGUGACUAGUAAGACGUGAUCCAUGUGAUCAUGCAAUGAUCUACCAUCAUAUAUAUUAUAAAUGCUCGGGUAUGGUGAUGUUUAAAUCAAUACGGUAUACGUUUUGAUUGAUGAAAACUAAAUAGUGUUGUUAUUCAUAUUUAUUGCACCUGAAUUUAAAACUGCCCAUGUAUUGUGAAUUUAACAUUAUUUAACAUUAGUUUUAAAACACUUAAAAUAACGUCAUGUUUUACAAAAUACACGGUGCAGGUGUGCAGUAUUAGGAAGCACUCCAUCGUGCACCUGAGUGUUGAUGGGA
Molecule: messenger RNA, 2274 nt
Organism: Dreissena polymorpha
Lineage: Eukaryota; Metazoa; Mollusca; Bivalvia; Myida; Dreissenidae
Exons: 2
Coding region: 225-1985 (586 amino acids)
Molecular function (GO): zinc ion binding
Source: RefSeq, a predicted model, not a curated record